AUGUCAGUGAGCGACAAAACUGAAUCAACACAAAACUUGACUGGAAGAGAUGGCGUAAGACCAAGUUUCUUUCGUUUUGCAUAUGGUUCUUCUCUUUCUUCAACUGAUAAGAAGCAACAGUUACAAGAAGUAGAUGCUCUUUUGAAAUGGAAAUCAAGCCUUGUGAAGCAAACUCAUUCUCUCCUUCCAACUUGGAAGAUAAAUUCUACUGCGAGCACGACGACUCCAUGCAGGUGGUAUGGAAUCACUUGUAACAAAGACGGAGGCGUCACCGAAUUGAAGAUAACAGGUUUGGGUUUACAAGGUACGCUGCAUGGUUUUAACUUCUCAUCUUUCACCAAUUUCGUUAGCCUUAACUUGAGCUACAAUACACUCUUCGGUACCAUCCCGUCCCAAAUCAACAAUAUUCCAAAACUCACCUCCCUUGAUCUUUCUGUCAAUGAAUUUUCUGGACUUAUUCCACCAGAAAUAGGCGCUCUCACAAGUCUGCAUAAGUUACAUCUCUCUAAAAAUCAAAUUAGUGGUUCACUGCCUAUUUGUAUAUGCAAUCUGACUAAGUUGACUAGUUUAUCAGUUUAUGAAAAUCAAGUCUCGGGAGCUAUUCCACAAGAUAUCGGAAGGCUAAUUUUUCUUACCUUCUUAGCUUUGUCCGGCAACAAGCUCACUGGUUCAAUCCCCACUUCUUUAACAAAUUCGACGAGAUUGGACGCUCUUUAUCUGCAUGAUAACCAACUUUCUGACAUCAUUCCUCGAGAUAUAGGAAUGCUAAGCUCUCUUACACUCUUAUCAAUUCAUAAUAACAAUAUGAGUGGGUCAAUCCCUGUUUCUUUAACCAAUUUGACUCGCUUGAACACUCUUACCCUAUAUCAUAACCAACUUUCUGGAAUAAUUCCCCAAGAUAUUGGGAAACUACACUCUCUUACAGGCUUUGAUUUGUCAGAGAACAAGAUCACUGGUUUGAUUCCUACUUCAGUAUGCAAUUUAACCAACCUGGCCUAUUUAUCAUUUUUUAAAAAUGGGCUUUCAGACAUCAUACCUCGAGAAAUUGGUGGGCUAAGGUCUCUUACUGUGUUUUCUUUGUACAGUAACAAUCUCAUAGGUUCAAUCCCUGCUUCUCUAACCAAUUUGACUAUCCUAGACACUCUUUCCUUAUGGGAUAACCAACUUUCUUGCAUCAUCCCUCAAGAUAUAGGAAGGCUUCGCUCUCUUACAAUCUUUGAUUUGUCGACAAAUAAUUUCACUGGUCCAAUCCCUAUUUCUAUAUGUCACUUGGCCAACCUCACACUUUUAUCAGUUUUUCGGAAUCAACUUACUGGUGUCAUCCCUCAAGAUAUUGGAAAGCUAAGGUCUUUAGAUACCUUAUAUAUGUCUGUAAACAAACUCACUGGUUCAAUACCUGCAUCAGUGGGUAAUUUGAGAAAUUUAACUCUUUUAUCUCUUUUUACAAAUGAGUUAAAUGGUUCAUUACCGAUAGGAAUAAACAAUCUAACGCUGCUGAAUGAACUGAGUUUGGGCGAUAACAAGUUCUCUGGUUAUUUACCCCAAAAUGUUUGUCAAAGCGGAAUUCUUGAGCAAUUUGUAGUAAAUGAUAACCAUUUCACGGGUCCUAUACCAAGAAGUCUUAGAAGUUGCACCAGUCUUAGGCAUCUAGAUCUUACAUCUAAUGAACUGGUAGAUGAUGUAACGGAGGCAUUUCACGUGUAUCCGCAUCUAUAUAGGCUCGGUGUGGGUAACAAUAUGUUGUAUGGUGAACUUUCAAAAGACUGGGGGAAAUGUCAAAAUUUGACAGCCAUUUCUUUCGCAGGCAACAAAAUCACUGGUAAAAUACCAUCAGAAAUGGGAAACUUGAUGAUUUUAAGUCAACUUUAUCUUUUUUCAAAUAACUUAGUAGGAGAAAUUCCUAAGGAGUUGUUGAAAUUAUCUUCAUUGAUUGAGUUAGAUUUGAGUAAUAAUCAACUUUCCGGUAGGUUAUCUUCCACAGUUGGAAUGUUAUCCAACCUGCAAUUACUCGAUUUAUCCAGAAAUAAACUCAUCGGAUCAAUACCCAAACAACUAGGGCAGUGCUCAAGGUUAUUAUCUUUGAAUUUGAGCUCAAACAAUUUUAGUGAGAGCAUCCCACCUUACAUCGGAAACUUGGAUUCGUUACAGAUUUUAUUAGAUCUUAGUUACAAUGAGUUGAGUGGAGAGAUUCCAUCAGCUCUGGGAAAACUAAGCAAACUGAUAAAACUCAAUUUAUCCCAUAACAAGCUUUCCGGCUCAAUUCCAUCCUUAUUUGAUCAAAUGCUUAGUUUGAACAUUAUCGAUAUUUCGUUCAAUGAGUUGAGUGGUCCUAUUCCAAAUAUCAAGGCUUUUGAGGAUGCUCCAAUUGAUUCAUUGAGGAACAACAAAGAGUAUGUGGCGGGAGGAUAUGGGAGCGUUUACAAAGCAGAGUUGUCAACUGGUCAGGUUGUUGCUGUCAAGAAACUUCACUCGUCAGAUGAAGAAUCUGAGAUAUCUGAUCUCAAGUCAUUCGAAAGUGAAGUCCAUGCAUUGACAGAAAUCCGACAUCGGAACAUUGUGAAACUUUUCGGUUUCUGUUCUAAUCUUCAAAGGAGAUUUUCAUUUUUGGUUUAUGAGUUCGUGGAAAGAGGAAGUUUGAAAAAUGUUUUAUGCAAUGGGGAACAAGCAGUGGAGUUCGAUUGGAUAAAGAGGGUGGGAUUUAUCAAGGGAACAGCUAGUGCACUUGCUUACAUGCACCAUGAUUGCAUUCCAGCAAUAAUUCACAGGGAUAUAUCUAGCAAUAAUAUUUUGUUGGAUGCUGAAUAUGAAGCUCGAGUUUCUGAUUUUGGUACGGCCAGGAUUUUGAAGCCAGAUUCAUCAAAUUGGACUUCACUUGCAGGAACCUACGGAUAUGUUGCUCCAGAGCUUGCCUAUACAAUGAAGGUGACCGAGAAAUGUGAUGUUUAUAGUUUUGGGGUGAUCAUAUUAGAAGUACUUAUGGGAACACAUCCGUCUGAAUUGAUCACGUUGCUCUCGCAAAUUUUCUUUCAUCUCCAUCAUUGAGUAAUAUGGGGCAAAACAUAAGAUUGAGAGACAUCUUGGACCCAUGCCUUGGAGCACCAUCAGAUAUUCUGAAGAAAGAAAUAAUGUACAUCGUGAAGGUUGGAUUCUCAUGCUUACGAGGUGAUCCAAGUACUCGGCCAACUAUGCAAGAAGUAGCAGUAGAGCUAUCAUUGUCGUCUGCUCAGAGCAGGGCAAGUUUAGAGAAGCCUUUUGAAAUGCUUACAUUAGGAGACAUUUUGUUGUCAUAAAAAUUUGUGUAACCCAGUCAUCUUCUUAUUUUCUUUUCGUUUUGUUGUCAUAAUAAAUUAUUCAGUUAUGAGCUUCUUUUUUUUC
Papaver somniferum (opium poppy) is the source of this 3375-nucleotide messenger RNA. RefSeq names its product probable leucine-rich repeat receptor-like protein kinase At1g35710. NCBI's taxonomy places the organism in Eukaryota, Viridiplantae, Streptophyta, Magnoliopsida, Ranunculales, Papaveraceae. Bases 1 to 3042 code for a protein of 1013 amino acids. The record is from RefSeq and is a predicted model, not a curated record. Gene Ontology annotation, biological process: hormone-mediated signaling pathway; protein phosphorylation. Gene Ontology annotation, cellular component: plasma membrane. The transcript has 4 exons. Gene Ontology annotation, molecular function: protein binding; protein kinase activity; ATP binding.